CCCCCCCCCCCCCCCCCCCCCCCCCCCCCCCCCCCCCCCCCCCCCCCCCCCCCCCCCCCCCCCCCCCCCCCCCCCCCCCCCCCCCCCCCCCCCCCCCCCCCCCCCCCCCCCCCCCCCCCCCCCCCCCCCCCCCCCCCCCCCCCCACCCCCCGCCCCCCCCCCCCCCCCCCCCCCCCCCCCCCCCCCCCCCCCCCCCCCCCCCCCCCCCCCCCCCCCCCCCCCCCCCCCCCCCCCCCCCCCCCCCCCCCCCCCCCCCCCCCCCCCCCCCCCCCCCCCCCCCCCCCCCCCCCCCCCCCCCCCCCCCCCCCCCCCCCCCCCCCCCCCCCCCCCCCCCCCCCCCCCCCCCCCCCCCCCCCCCCCCCCCCCCCCCCACCCCCCCCCCCCCCCCCCCCCCCCCCCCCCCCCCCCCCCCCCCCCCCCCCCCCCCCCCCCCCCCCCCCCCCCCCCCCCCCCCCCACCCCCCCCCCCCCCCCCCCCCCCCCCCCCCCCCCCCCCCCCCCCCCCCCCCCCCCCCCCCCCCCCCCCCCCCCCCCCCCCCCCCCCCCCCCCCCCCCCCCCCCCCCCCCCCCCCCCCCCCCCCCCCCACCCCCCCCCCCCCCCCCCCCCCCCCCCCCCCCCCCCCCCCCCCCCCCCCCCCCCCCCCCCCCCCCCCCCCCCCCCCCACCCCCCCCCCCCCCCCCCCCCCCCCCCCCCCCCCCCCCCCCCCCCCCCCCCCCCCCCCCCCCCCCCCCCCCCCCCCCCCCCCCCCCCCCCCCCCCCCCCCCCCCCCCCCCCCCCCCCCCCCCCCCCCCCCCCCCCCCCCCCCCCCCCCCCCCCCCCCCCCCCCCCCCCCCCCCCCCCCCCCCCCCCCCCCCCCCCCCCCCCCCCCCCCCCCCCCCCCCCCCCCCCCCCCCCCCCCCCCCCCCCCCCCCCCCCCCCCCCCCCCCCCCCCCCCCCCCCCCCCCCCCCCCCCCCCCCCCCCCCCCCCCCCCCCCCCCCCCCCCCCCCCCCCCCCCCCCCCCCCCCCCCCCCCCA
Messenger RNA from Gopherus flavomarginatus (Mexican gopher tortoise), 1014 nucleotides. RefSeq names its product basic proline-rich protein-like. The transcript has a single exon. Lineage: Eukaryota; Metazoa; Chordata; Testudines; Testudinidae. The annotation marks the transcript as partial. The record is from RefSeq and is a predicted model, not a curated record.